Molecule: messenger RNA, 1001 nt
Organism: Nicrophorus vespilloides
Lineage: Eukaryota; Metazoa; Arthropoda; Insecta; Coleoptera; Silphidae
Product: DNA (cytosine-5)-methyltransferase 3B-like
Exons: 10
Coding region: 54-1001 (315 amino acids)
Biological process (GO): regulation of gene expression
Source: RefSeq, a predicted model, not a curated record
UUCAGCACUUUCAGUUUAAUUUUAAUGAAGUUUACAAGUCGCAAAAGAACAUAAUGGGUGCGAAAUGGAAGGAAGGAGUAUGUGCAGCAAUAAAAGAAUAUGGUAAACCUUUGACCUCCGAGAUGGCUGACGAUGAACUCAUACAGUUCGCCAUAGAUGGGUUUCAAGGACUAACGCAAGACGAAAACGACGUCGAAGCCUUGUGCAGGAAACUUCCGCCGUUUGUAAAAUUGGUUUUAAUUUCACGAAAGUACGUUGAAUGGAAGAGAAUCGAUAGACCGAAGAAUGUUGGGAAUUUAAAGACGUUUUCUAGUUUCAAGGAAAUGAUCAACUCGCUUUGCAUUGCUUGUUACUGUUACAAGCCGCAGUACGACCAUCCACUCUACGAGGGGAAAGUCUGCUAUGACUGUUAUGAUAAAUUAAAAAACACUAUUAAUGUUCUGGACGACGAAGGACUUUAUAUAUUUUGCUUCAUAUGUGGAAAUUCGUCCAAAGUUCACAGCUGCAUACAACAGAAUUGCCAAAGAAUAUACUGUACCCCAUGCAUUCAAAAUUUAAUGAAGAAGAAGAAAAUUGGAAAAUAUUUGGAAUGCAACUUAUGUACACCUUCCAAUGAGAAUACUAUAAUUCGUAAAAGUGAUUGGCUUUACCAGAUGCAGGUAUUCUUUCACCCAACGAUUAAAACCGUUCAUUUGAGGACUAUGUACGAUGUGAAACGAGUAAUGUUCAUAGUUUGCGACAAUCUCCAUGGAUUCGAAAAAAUAUUUCCACAUUACCACAAAAUACCAUUCAAAAGCAUCGAGAAAGGAAUAUUUGGUUUAUACAGCUGCAAGGAAAACUCGAGUUUCCCAGAUUACAGAAUAUUUUGGGAUACGUUUCAAGAAAAAGAUGAUUUCACGUUGAACGAUUACUGCAAUGUUGAUAUGGAUAAAAUCAACGAAUUAGGACCGACUGAUCUACUUAUGGGUGGAUUAUCGUUAAAUGAGAAGAUUUUCAGUUGA